AUGAUCAUAUCUCUCGUUUUCGCGGCUGCUUUGGUGGUCGUCUUCGUGGUUUACAAGGCGCUAUGGCCGGUCCAACUCGAUUCUCAGGAGCCGCCGGUUUUGCGUCCCAAGAUACCCAUGAUAGGCCAUCUUCUCAGUCUCGCUCAGCUGAGAUUUGAGUACCACCUGGGAAACCACAAGAAGUACAGAAUGCAGGCCCACACACUACCCAUCCUCGGCCACAAGCUCUACGUAGCCUCCUCGCCCCAACUAGCCGCAGCCGUCCUGCGUGCCCGGACCCUCAGCUUCGAGCCUCUCCUCGCCGGUUUCGCCGACAUCAUGCUGGGUCUCGAAGGCCCUGGUCUGGACAUGUGGAAGACACCAGACUACCACGUCGCCUUCUUCAAGGUCCUCCACACGGGAAUGUCAGGGAAGGACCUCUACAGCUUCACCAAGGCCCUCGUCAGCAACACGGCGGAGUUCCUGAGCGGUCUGUCCCGUGAACCGACGGAGGUGGACGACUUUUACGAAUGGGGUCGCCAGGUCCUCACGGUAGCCGUCACAACUGACUUAUACGGGGCGAAGAACCCCCUGAAAGACCCCAAGAUGAGGGAGACCUUCUGGUACGUCACAUCAUCCAUCCUCACCACCACCGAGAAACUCACAACCAUACACAGGACAUUCCACGACAGCAUGCACCUCUUCCUCAUCCCCGCAUCCCGAUCCCUCGUAGCCUCCACGGCCUUCAAGACACGAGAACAAGUCCGCGCCCUCCUCGAAACCUACAUCGCGGACGAGAACGACAUGGCCCCCGACGUGCCCCAGUUCACCCGCGACCGCAUCGCCAUCGGCCGCAAGUUCGGCAUGUCCCCAGACGACAUCUCCCGCAUCGAGCUCGGCUUCACCGUCGCCUCCCUCGCCAACACCUCCGCCAUCCUCUACUGGCUGCUCAUCCACAUCUACGGCCAGCCGGACCUGCUCGCCAGGAUCCGCGAGGAACUCCUCACCGUCGUGGGUGAAACGGAGCACCUCGUGAACUCGCAGGCCGAGCGCCCGAUGACGCUCCGGCUGGGCGGCAUGAAGGAGAAAUGCCCCCUCUUCUUCUCCUGCUUCCAGGAGACGCAGCGCCUCACCGCCGUCGACAACGUGAACCGCUCCGUGGUCGCGGACACCACCAUCACCGACGACAGCCGGAGCUACCUUCUCAAGAGCGGGCAGAGCGUGCAAGUUCCGCUGGCGAUUCUGCACAGAGACCCGGAGGUGUGGGGCGCUGAUUUCGAGACCUGGGUCGGGGAUCGGUUUUUGAAGAUGGGCGAGGAGGCGAUGCCGACGACGGGGUUUUUCCCCUUUGGAGGGGGGAAGCAUCAAUGCCCCGGUCGCAACCUUGCUCGUGGCCUUGUGAUGGGCUCUGCGGCGCAGUUGUUGCUUGGUCUUGAUGUGACUGGAGUCGAUGGCGGGCCGGCGGUGGUUCCGAAGGCCCAGACGCCGUGGCCGACGUCGUCUCUCACUUCAGACCUCUCUCCCAGCGAGGAGAUGUACACGGCCGAGAAGGCCGAGCCGGUAGGCCCGAACUCGCUGCGCGAGCGGGCUCUCCACCACAUCUCCCAGCUCCGGUACCGCGUGUGCGUUCUGACGGGACUCAUCCUCAUCUUCCUUUCGAUAUUUUGGUUAUACGACAGCAGCCCUCAAAACGGCUUCAGGCUGCCGUUCAACACCGACUUGUUCUACCACCGUGAAGACAACUCGUGGAUCGACAACUCUACGAGGUCCGACUGGGUGAAGCCUCGUCCGGGACACCUCAUCCCGCCCAAGAUCUGGCAGAUUAUGCUGCCGAAGAACUGGAAGGAUAGGUAUCCUGUCAACGACCCUGAGAAGUUGUCGGAGACGGCGACGUGGCUUGCGAUGAAUACGGACUAUGCCUACACACUAGUCGGCGGCAAAGGCGGAAAGGAAUUUGUCGAACGUCGCUUCGGCAACGUCUCCAAGAUCCUCCAAACAUACAACCACCUCCCCAACGUCGGCAUGAAGUCCGACAUGCUCCGCUACCUCCUGCUCGACGUCGAGGGCGGUAUAUACACGGACACAGACACCCUAGCCCUCAAGCCCGUCGACGUCUGGGUCCCACGUAAGCUCCGGAACGAGACCCGCCUGGUCGUCGGCAUCGAGUUCGACCAGCGCGACGGCCCCGCCUGGGCCGACAUACCCCAUCCGGUGCAGUUCUGCCAGUGGACCAUCGCCGCGGCCCCGGGGCACCCCGUGUUCAAGAAGAUGACGGACCGCGUGAUUGCCUCGGUGGAGGAUCUCGUCCGGCAGCACGGCGUCAAGGAGGGCGGGUUGAAGCCGAGCAGUUUUGAGGUUAUGAACUCGACCGGACCGGCGGCGUGGACGGAUGUGGUUUUCCAGCACUUGCAAACGGUCGAGCCGAGUCUGACGGAUAUACGAAACUUGUCGUAUAUGAAAGCGCCGACGUUGUAUGGUGACGUGCUGGUGCUGCCGAUCGAUGGGUUUGGGAUGGGGCAGGUGCAUUCUGGGAGUACGCAUGAUGGGAGUAUUCCUCGUGAUGCGUUGGUGAAGCAUCUGUUCGGGGGCUCGUGGAGGGGAGACUAA
Molecule: messenger RNA, 2586 nt
Organism: Colletotrichum karsti
Lineage: Eukaryota; Fungi; Ascomycota; Sordariomycetes; Glomerellales; Glomerellaceae
Product: alpha-mannosyltransferase och1
Exons: 5
Coding region: 1-2586 (861 amino acids)
Molecular function (GO): heme binding; oxidoreductase activity, acting on paired donors, with incorporation or reduction of molecular oxygen; monooxygenase activity
Source: RefSeq, a predicted model, not a curated record